This is a messenger RNA of Cheilinus undulatus (humphead wrasse), 2935 nucleotides long. RefSeq names its product tubulin polymerization-promoting protein. The transcript is spliced from 5 exons. Bases 315 to 1028 code for a protein of 237 amino acids. The record is from RefSeq and is a predicted model, not a curated record. Gene Ontology annotation, molecular function: tubulin binding. Gene Ontology annotation, cellular component: microtubule. Gene Ontology annotation, biological process: microtubule bundle formation; microtubule polymerization; positive regulation of protein polymerization. Lineage: Eukaryota; Metazoa; Chordata; Actinopteri; Labriformes; Labridae.
GUUUAUCAGCGCUCCAGUGAGCACUGAAGCACCAUCACAGCCCACAACAACGAGAAGAAAACAGGCUCGCGCGCACGGCGGCAGCCAAUCAGCGGACUGGUUUCUGUUCAGCAUCUCGGAGGAACUGAAGCGUCGACAUCAGACAGAGCAGAGCUGAGGCAGAGAGGAGAAAAAACACUUCGAGGCACCACGACGGGCAGUUAUGGUUUUGUGAAACUGACAGGAAGGUGGAGGAAAGCGACACCAGCACAAAGAGAAAACUAAAGUCAGCUACCCCAAACACUGCACAGAAGGAACCAAACUCCUGCUCAAGCAUGGCAGACCACAAAGACAACAUAGAUGACUUUAAAGUCCAAACAGCCAAGCAUCCCAACAUGAGCUCAGUCACUUUACGGCCGCACACCGAACAGUCAAGAGACAGAACAUCCAAAAGGCUUUCAACUGAGUCUAAUGGCACCAGUGACGGAGGCAUGGGCUCGUCCACACCAGUGGAGUUGACUGCUUUGGAAGAGUCGUUUCGUCGUUUCGCCAUCCACGGUGACACUCGUGCUACCGGCAAGGAGAUGCAUGGCAAGAACUGGUCCAAGCUCUGCAAGGACUGUGGUGUGAUUGACGGCAAAAACAUCACCCUCACUGACGUGGACAUCGUGUUCAGCAAAGUCAAGAAGAAAUCCAGUCGCAACAUCACAUUCGACGAGUUCAAGGUCGCUCUGGCAGAACUGGCCAGGAAGAAAUACAAAGAGAAGACAGGAGAGGAAGCCGAGGCUGAGGUCUUUAAGCUGAUAGAAGGGAAGUCGCCGGUCAUUGCAGGAGUCACGAGAGCCGUGGCUUCCCCGACUGUGAGCCGUCUCACGGACACCACCAAGUUUACAGGGUCGCAUAAGGAGCGUUUUGACGCCACCGGGCGCGGGAAGGGUAAGGCGGGACGAGAGGACAUAGUUGACACUUCAGGAUACGUCUCAGGAUACAAACAUAAAGGGUCGUAUGAGAAGAAAGUGAAUAAACCCACAGUGGGCAAACCCAUGUGAGGGCAAAGGAUGAGGAACAAACAUUUAGGAUAAUUUUCUAUUAAAAGAGUCCUCAAAGAAAGCACAAAGGAAUAGGAUUUCAUAUAUUUUUCCCACCCAUCUAUUUUAUGUAUGUGUGUGUGUCUGAGAGAGGGUUUUUGAGUUCCUCUCUUUGUGAAGUGUGAGAACUGGAAAACUGUUUACAUCUAUUUUUACAAAGUCAGCACCAGCUGGUACAUUCCUGUCUGAUUGCAAGUUACUGCCAAACACUGAAGAGAACAAACGAGAGAACCUGCUAUGCUAUGAAUAAUGAAGCUUUGUUGUGGCGAUUGGGCCUUAGAAUAUUUAUUAAGCACAAUAGAAACAACAUGCCAAGAAAAACAAAAGUGGGACAACAGUUCGAUGAAUUAACAACAUUGCACUUUUAAAUGGAAAUGUUUCUAUUCCAACAUUCAGUGAAAGAUGCAUUUUUAAUUUGUUUUGAAGAGUUUCAAUCAUUGACGCACAUUUUUGAAAUGACUAUUUCUCUUAAAAACCUUUGGUUUCAUCUUAAGUGUUUCCUGUGCCAUGCCAGCCUGUUAAUUCUUAUUAACAUCUACCAUCAUUUUCAUUUUUGAAGCUUAGUCAUUUUGAUAAUUUGCCUUUAAUACAGUCCGAGAAAAAAUUGUUUAGUUAAAUUUUUUUAAUGGUUUUUGCAAAAUACAAUGUAGUUCACUGUUUAACUGAACAUGUUUUACCUUUUCUCUUACUUCUAUGAAUAUAUGUAACACAAAAAAUCAACCUUGUAUGCUAACCUUUUAAACACUUUAAAAAAGCUACACAAAUUCCCCAUUCUGUCAUAAGCUGUCAUUAUUCAUGUCUUCUCUAUGUCUGCCCACACAACAUUUUUUGCUAAGAUGCAUUUUGAAUUUGAAAUUGGUAAAUUUAGCUGAAGAAGGAAGCUCUAACCAGAAAAGAUGAGCUCAGUUGAACAAGAUUGUAUUUUUAACAUUUGACUUAUAUUUCCUCAUCAGAUUUCUAUACUGUAGUUCUAAUAUAUUUGUGGUAAGAUUGUGUAUAUUCUAAAAAGUUAAAGCCACAUGGCUUAAUUUAUGACACUGGCGUCGUAUUUUGUUUUCUGUAUUGCUGUACUUUGUGCAUGCAUGUUCUGUAUAUUGCAUUUGAUUCAGAAGCGUAUAGAUCACAGUAGGAGUUCGUCAUAUCUUCCUUGAACUGCUGUGCCUGCUGUGAGGACAGACUACUGGAAAAAAAACUUAAAUAUCGUCUUGCUAAAAUGAAAAAUAUCAAAAUUGUGGGAUCAUGAUCAAAUCUUGUAUUGCUUGGAAUCAGUAUAUAUCAACCUGUACAUGUGCAAAGUCAGCUACACUCCAAUGCUAUAUACUUGUCUGUUGGUGAAGAUAUGGAAUAUUAUAGUGGUAUGUCAUCCAAGGCACAAAUUUAACUUAAACAAAAGCAGGUUUUUACUGUUGUAUCCUUCAUUACUGUGUGAGAAAAAGGGAACAUUUGCAAAGGGUAAAAUACUUUUGUAGAAUAUUUUUCCAACAUGACAGUGUUUGUUUCACACUUGUCACACACUACCUGUAGCCUCAGCUGAUGAAGAAUCGUGCAUCAACUAGCAGCUAUCAGUGUUGUUUUUUUGUCUGCUGCAGUAGCUCAAGUAUGACCUCUUUUUGUGCUUAAUGCCAAAUACUGUGCACCUUUAAUGUGGAGGAACAAUAUUGUCUUAUUUUUUUGUUUUUCGAAUAACUUUUCAUGUAAUAUUGUGCCCCAGUGCAUGCAGUGUGUUUUGUUCUUGUUCUUUUAGGCCUCUUAAUGUAUGCUCAUGAUUUGUAGUGCAUUACUGAAAAUAAAAAACACACCUAAGAACCUCUGCUGAGUAGGUUACAGGGUGUCAGUCAAAACAGUGUUUUACAUUCUCAUGUCUUUGA